AUGAACAGUAACAGCAGUAUUAACAACAACAAGAAGAAGACUAGAUCUGAGAAGAAUAAACCCUUGGAGGUAUCAUCACGAGCCCCAGUAUCGGCUGGUAGGGAGCGUAAAUCUAGUAGUAAGAAGAGCAGUGGAUCUACUAUAAUAACGGACCCUCGAUUCAAUGAUCUCAGUGGAUCAUUCAAUGCUGAGGGCUUUGCUAAAGCAUACUCCUUCCUCAAUGAGUAUCGUGAGACCGAGAAGGCGGAGAUGAGUAAAGAGUUAGCUAAGUUGAAGAAGAAGGGUAAGAUGGCAGCAGCCGAAGGUAUCAAAGCUGAGCUAGAACGUAUGGAGUCCCAGGAUGUGGCACGUCGACGCUUGUCUUUAAAACAUGAGGCUAUGAAGGAUAUAAGGCUAAAGCAGAGAGAACAAGUAGCCAAGACAGGUAAAAUGCCUUACUUCCCGAAACAAUCAGAGGUUAAGAAACGAGUUAAAGAUGCGAUGUUGCGGGAGACUGCUGGGAAAAGUAAAGGAGCUCAGGAGAGAGUAUUGGCUAAAAGGCAGAAGAGGGAUGCUGCAAAGGAGAAGAAACAUCUACCUAGUCGACGGAUUAUCGACUCUCAAGAUUACUGA
This is a messenger RNA of Perkinsus marinus ATCC 50983, 612 nucleotides long. RefSeq lists its product as hypothetical. Bases 1 to 612 code for a protein of 203 amino acids. The record is from RefSeq and is a predicted model, not a curated record. Gene Ontology annotation, cellular component: nucleolus; 90S preribosome. The transcript is spliced from 5 exons. Lineage: Eukaryota; Perkinsozoa; Perkinsida; Perkinsidae. Gene Ontology annotation, biological process: maturation of SSU-rRNA from tricistronic rRNA transcript (SSU-rRNA, 5.8S rRNA, LSU-rRNA).